Messenger RNA from Magallana angulata, 1041 nucleotides. Its product is annotated as SCO-spondin-like. The coding region runs from base 25 to 513 and encodes 162 amino acids. NCBI's taxonomy places the organism in Eukaryota, Metazoa, Mollusca, Bivalvia, Ostreida, Ostreidae. The record is from RefSeq and is a predicted model, not a curated record. The transcript is spliced from 2 exons.
UCUAACAUUCCGAUUAACAUAGUCAUGCAUUUGAGUUACAAAGAACAAGGCUUACUUUUGUUGACUUUAAGUUGCUGGUUCUGUACAAUACUUUCAUGUCAACCUGGUCAGCUGUGUCAGUGGACAUCCUGGCACCCAUGGGCGGCAUGCAACACGACCUGUGGGUCGGGCGUACAGUCCCGAUGGCGGGGCGUGUGUUGCGAUGACCAAAGCAAUCUGGACUUCUUGGGAUGCAUCGCGCACUGUAAUCUCAGCAGAACACAGUAUAGGGAAUACCAAACCUGUAACGAUGUAUCAAUGUGUACUCUGGAUAAAAGGCAUACGUUUCUGUCAGGUGGUGCAGUAGCCGGCAUUGUGACGGGUGUUAUUGGAAUCGUAGUUGGUGCUCUUCUGCUGAUCGUCUUUAUUAAACGUUGGAAACGAAAACAAAAUCGUAGAAUCCGUCUUGUGGCCACUGUACAGGGCGACACACUCAGUCCGAGGAAGAAGGACGAGAGAGGAGUCUGUCAGUAAUUAAUUUUCCUGUGAUAUUGAAACACUUUCCUGUGAUAUUACAACACUUCCCUGUAAUAUUGUAACAUUUUCUUGUGAUAUUACAACAUAUUCCUGUAAUAUUACAAGACUUUUCUGUGAUAUUACAACACUUUCCUGUGAUAUUACAACACUUUCCUGUGAUAUUACAACACUUUCCUGUGAUAUUACAACAUUUUCCCGUAUUAUUACAGGCUUACAGCUUUUUCCUGUGAUAUACAUAUAACAUUGCUUUCCUGUAAUAUAAUAACACCUCAUGAAACUAACUUUUCAUUUACGUUUUAUUUCAUUUUCUCUAACGGUAUAUUGUUUAUAAUCAAAAUUAAUUUAUUUGAUUUAUUUUUCGUUAUAUACUAUGUUGAAAAUAAUGGCAGUUCUAUUCAUCAAAUAUUUGAUAUGAUUAAUUAUGCCCUGUGUGUGUUACGUUUACUCAUCUCAAAAUAUAAUCGGAAAUGUUUUUUUCACGGCCUUGUGAAACAUCUUCUAAUGACUUUUGUACUACUUUCAAUA